GUAAAUUAACCGAACCUUAAUAAUAAACUUACUCAUUGUUAAACUACAACACAAAUUCGAAUGAGCCUGUGUGAGACGUUUUAAGAAAAAACUUUAUAUUUGCUGGACUCGUCGUUUGCCAGCGUUGCUAAGCGCCUAAAGGUAUGCAAUCGAAUACUUUAAUAUUAUCAACAAUACCCCUUACUGUAUUUUAUAUCCAAUUUUUCAAUCGAUGUCUGUUCUGAACUCGAUACUUUUUUUAAGAUAUGAUCAUCUACAACAUUUUCUACUUCUUUUCAAUGUAUCAUUUCCGAGACAUUGUUAGAUUCAUUCAAGAGUUUCAUUUCAAACGAGCAUUACGCUAUUGAUCAUUAUUAUGCUCGAUCGAGCGCCAAUUGUAACUGUAGGAACUGCGGCUGCUGGCGCUGCCGAAAUGAAGUCAUUGAUGAUGCCCGAUGAGAACCUGCGACCGGCCGAACCGAGCCCUGGGCCGGGCGAGAACUAUAAAAGAACGCACAAUCUGCCGGAGAGCGAUCAGUAGCGAACAAGCGAACGCGUCUGUUAAUACAUUUUGGAGCAGUUUGUACGAAGGUCGUGUGAAAGCAUAAGAUGGCAAAGUUUCUGAUGUCUUCCCUGUUUCUGGUGAUCGCCAUCGUCGCGAUGGUUAGCGCACAAGGUGGACACGGUGGCCACGAUGAUGGACACGGACAUGGCGGAUUUGGUGGCCAGGGACACAAUGGCGGUGGCCAGCACGGAGGCUUUGGCGGUGGCCAGUACGGAGGAUUUGGAGGUGGCCAGCACGGAGGAUUUGGAGGUGGCCAGCACGGAGGCUUUGGCGGUGGCCAGCACGGAGGCUUUGGCGGUGGCCAGCACGGAGGCUUUGGCGGUGGCCAGCACGAAGGCUUUGGCGGUGGCCAUGGACAGGUGAACGUACACGGAGGUGGUGGCCAGCACGGAGGACACGGCCAGGGCUUCGGAGGACACGGGCAGGGCUUCGGAGGACACGGCCAGGUCGGUGGUCACGGACACGGCCAUCAGCAUGGUCAUGGUGGAUACAAGUCUCACGGCUACUGAAUGAGUAAAGUUUAGGUUUGGUGUGUUUUCUAAGGGAUAAAAUAAAUUGUGAUUUGAGUGUACAUAUGA
This is a messenger RNA of Anopheles arabiensis, 1122 nucleotides long. Its product is annotated as holotricin-3-like. Lineage: Eukaryota; Metazoa; Arthropoda; Insecta; Diptera; Culicidae. The transcript is spliced from 3 exons. Bases 589 to 1053 code for a protein of 154 amino acids. The record is from RefSeq and is a predicted model, not a curated record.